AUGGAUCUCUCUCAAGAUCCACCAGAGGACUUUACCAGAUCCUCAUCCAAAAAACGAAUGGGUAGACCAUUAGGCUCGAAGAACAAGCCCAAACCACACAUUGUUAUCGAGGAAGACACACAAAACUUCACAGAACUAGUUGGACUUGAGAUCCCAAUAGGAGAAGAUAUUGUAGAGCAUAUAAUCAAAUAUGCUCAACAACGUCACGCCAACAUAAGAGUGUUGAGGGGUUUCGGUCUUAUCUCUAAUGUUACCAUUCUUGAUCCAGUAACUCGCGACCCAUUAUUACCCAUUGAAGGACCCAUACAUAUGACAUCUUUAUUUGGAACAUAUAUAAAUCCAAAUUGUCAAUGUUCUCCUCCACAGUUCAUAGCUCAUCCACCAUGUUCCUCUUUUACUGUAUACUUCUCUAGUCCUAAUGCAUAUGUGUUUGGAGGAGUUGUUGUUGGAAAAAUUACUGCUGCUAGUGUUAUUUUUAUUAAUGCCACUCUUUCUAGAAAAACUGCAUUCCACAAGACGGUCUCCACCAAUAGAAAUGUUUGA
Vicia villosa (hairy vetch) is the source of this 543-nucleotide messenger RNA. RefSeq names its product AT-hook motif nuclear-localized protein 17-like. Gene Ontology annotation, cellular component: nucleus. Lineage: Eukaryota; Viridiplantae; Streptophyta; Magnoliopsida; Fabales; Fabaceae. The record is from RefSeq and is a predicted model, not a curated record. Bases 1 to 543 code for a protein of 180 amino acids. Gene Ontology annotation, molecular function: minor groove of adenine-thymine-rich DNA binding; DNA-binding transcription factor activity. The transcript has a single exon.